This is a messenger RNA of Drosophila ficusphila, 862 nucleotides long. Its product is annotated as mpv17-like protein. The transcript has 4 exons. Gene Ontology annotation, cellular component: cytoplasm; membrane. NCBI's taxonomy places the organism in Eukaryota, Metazoa, Arthropoda, Insecta, Diptera, Drosophilidae. The record is from RefSeq and is a predicted model, not a curated record. Bases 177 to 758 code for a protein of 193 amino acids.
CUUGGCUGAGCCAAACGCCUCGCGAGUCGUCGCGGCUUUUCGUACAAAUUAUUGCUAAGGACUCGGGGAGCGAGCAAUUUUCGCGGAAAUCAUCGGCGUGUUUAUAGCACUUUUGUGGAAGUGGAAGUGGAACUGGCACUAACAAUCGUCGAGAUUAUCACACGAGAGCGUCGAAGAUGUUUCGUAACUUCGUGAAUUUCACAAACAAAUACAAAGUGAUCCGGGGCAUGAUAUCAUAUGGAACCCUCUGGCCCUGCGGAUCCCUCAUCGAACAGACCGUGAUCGAGAAGAAGACAUUCCGAACGUACGACUGGAUGAAGUGCCUCAGGUUCAGUUUAUUCGGCUUCUUUUUCAUGGGGCCAACCAUAUACGUGUGGAUCAGACUGGCGGGCGUUAUGUGGCCAAGGACCGAUAUAAAGUCCUCGUUCUGCAAGGCGAUCACCGAGCAAACCGCAUACGAUCCCAUGGCCAUCAGCUCGUUCCUCUUCUUCAUGACCUUGAUGGAGGGCAACUCGUACGCUGACGCCAGGAGGGAGGUCAGCGAUAAAUUCCUGGACGCCUACAAGGUGGGCGUUAUUUAUUGGCCCUGCGUGCAGACGGUGAACUUCGCCUUCGUGCCGGCGCGGAACCAGGUCGUGUUCACCUCCUUCUUCAGCAUGUGCUGGACCACCUUCCUGGCCUACGUCAAGUUCCUCCAGCUGCACCCGCACGUGGACGUGGACCACCACGCCGUGGACAUCCACUUCCUGGAGAUGUGAUUGCACCGCGGCCAACAGCUAAUGACGUGUCGAUUCUGUAUCUUUUGUAUGUGUUUUCGGAGCCCAAAAACAUUGUUUAUUAAAUACUCGAGUGUGUACGCCCA